Molecule: messenger RNA, 478 nt
Organism: Sinocyclocheilus grahami
Lineage: Eukaryota; Metazoa; Chordata; Actinopteri; Cypriniformes; Cyprinidae
Product: COP9 signalosome complex subunit 1-like
Exons: 2
Coding region: 49-315 (88 amino acids)
Cellular component (GO): COP9 signalosome
Source: RefSeq, a predicted model, not a curated record
UCUUUUAAUUCCCACGGGCAGUACUUUAGCCCCUAUGUUUCAGCAGACAUGAACAAAAUGGCCAUGGCCUUUAAUACCACAGUGGCAGCUCUGGAGGAUGAACUGACCCAGCUGAUCCUGGAGGGCCUGAUCAAUGCUCGUAUCGACUCCCACAGCAAGAUCCUGUAUGCCAGGGACGUGGAUCAGAGAAGCACAACCUUUGAGAAGUCUCUACAGAUGGGCAAAGAGUUCCAGAGACGAGCGAAAGCCAUGAUCCUGCGGGCAGCUGUGCUUCGUAAUCAGAUACACGUCAAGGUAACAGGGACCUCAGGGUAACGUGUCCUCGCUCUGCUUUGCUCUUCACUUCACCAUCACCUGACCAUCUCCUUCCCUUCAUCAUGAGUGUCUCAGAGCUCUUUUGUAUUUCUAAGUCAGCAUCAAAGUGCUGCAUUUAUUAAAACAGUUACACGUCUGAGGAUGCGUCAUUAACAUUGUGAUG